Molecule: messenger RNA, 925 nt
Organism: Paramecium tetraurelia
Lineage: Eukaryota; Ciliophora; Oligohymenophorea; Peniculida; Parameciidae
Exons: 4
Biological process (GO): translational initiation
Cellular component (GO): eukaryotic translation initiation factor 3 complex, eIF3m
Molecular function (GO): translation initiation factor activity; metallopeptidase activity; translation initiation factor binding
Source: RefSeq, a predicted model, not a curated record
AUGGCACAAGAAACAGUUGAUUUGUGUUGCAACAUAAACUUUGAAAUUGAUAUUCAUCCCCUUGUGAUCGCCUAAAUAUUAGACUUGCAUUACAGAAAAUUUGGUGCCUCAAGAUAAGAGGAAACCAUAGUAGGUGGAGCAUUAUUAGGGACAGUCUAUACAAAUAAAGUUCAUAUAACAGAAUGUUUUGCCUUAUUAGUUGACCCUGGAGAUGAAACUAACGAGUAUACAUUUGAUUUUGGUGAUGCUAAAGAUUUAUACUUAAGCCAUUUAUAAGCAAAUCCUUAAGAAGUCUUGUUAGGAGGGUUUGUUACAACCAAAAACUUAUCAUUAGAUAUUGGUGUUGCUUAUCUUUCAACUGAAUUUAGUAAAAAGGAGAACGGAUUCAACGCUACUGCAGUAUUAGGUUAACCCAUUAUUCUUAAAAUUAAUCCUACAUUAAAUACUAAUAAGAUAGAAAUGAAAGCAUUUAAACUUAAUCAAUCAUUAAAGCACUAUGCGGCAGUGGCAUCCUUUAACACAAUGCCUAUAAAAAUAUCCUUUUCAGAUGAAAAUUUAUAAUAAGCCUGGCCAUUCUUAGCUCCCAAUCUAUAAUAAAAAGAUUUCAAAAUUGUAAAUACAACUAAUCCAGCAUAACUAGUCUAAGAAAAUAUCAAAAAUAUUGAAAAAAUACUUUAAUAUUUGGAAAAAGUUAUUGCUGGAAAUGAAACAGGAGAUUAGGAAUUUGGAAGGAAACUCUUAUCUUCUUUGAAUCAAAUAGAUUUGAUAAGAAAUGAAUCGGACGUUGUAUUUAGUCAGGUUGAAGAAGCUUAACUAUUUUAAUAUAUUGGAAAUUUCGCUUAAGGUUAGGCAUUUAUUAAUGAAAAAUUGUAAAAGAUAUGACAUUUUUAUAAAAAUAUACCAAUAAAACAAUCAACAAAAGUAA